Messenger RNA from Colletotrichum destructivum, 4374 nucleotides. RefSeq names its product Putative AAA+ ATPase domain, ABC transporter type 1, transmembrane domain-containing protein. Bases 1 to 4374 code for a protein of 1457 amino acids. Lineage: Eukaryota; Fungi; Ascomycota; Sordariomycetes; Glomerellales; Glomerellaceae. The record is from RefSeq and is a predicted model, not a curated record. Gene Ontology annotation, biological process: transmembrane transport. The transcript has 6 exons. Gene Ontology annotation, molecular function: ATP hydrolysis activity; ABC-type transporter activity; ATP binding. Gene Ontology annotation, cellular component: membrane.
AUGUCGCAGUAUAGACCCGAAGAGGACAACACGCUUGAUGUGAAGCUACACUUGGCGACAAGAUCUGGGGACUUUACUAUUCUGUUUGAGGAAAUGUUUCUGACCGCACUGCCCGGUAUCGUUUUCAUUCUCAGCACCCUAUUGCAAGUCCUCCACGCAAGUUUAUUCCGGCUACCCAAAAACGAGAGAAAACAGCCACCCCAUCGACCGCCCUCGCCCGUCAAAGCUGUGCUUCAUGCUCUACACAUUUGCCUUCGCGUGGCAUUCUUCUCCACCUGGAGAGCCUUGGUUAUUGCAAGAACCCGCGGCACAACUUUUGCGGGUGUUGUUUACCUCGUGUGCGCAGUGCUCUGUGCUGGCUUCUCCUUCCACACGCAGCGCUCACGUACGAGGCCUUGCAAUGUCUUGCUUGUGUACCUGUCCGCGUCUGUCAUCACGGACGCUGUGCGAGCAAGAACCCUGUGGAUGGUGCGGUCUUACUAUCAAGUCGCCCUUCCGGCCAUCCUGAUGGCGACAUUGUUGACCCAACUAAUUCUCCUGUUUGUUGAAGCGCAACGCCUUCCAACGGCUGGCGAACUCCACGAGGGCCACAAAUCGCCGCAGGACCUCAACAGCGUCUUCAGCCAACGUCUCUUCGCCUGGUUAACUCCGUUACUUAGGCAAGGCUACCGCCAUGCCCUUUCGAUGAACGACUUGUUUUACCUGGACAGUCGGAUGAGCCAGACACAUGUGAUGGCCAAGUUCAAUAAUGCUCUUGCGUCGGCCCAUGUUGAAGGUCGUCGUCCUCCCGACAACAACAGCAACAACAACAACAACAACAACAACAACAACAACAACAACAAGACAUUUUCCCUACCCAAGCUUCUCUUGUCAUCACUUACCUGGUCCUUUGUCAAACCCGUCUUGCCUCGAACCUUGCAAAUCCUCUUCGUCGUUUGCCAACCUCUUCUUCUCAAUGUUGUAACCACUUUUCUUUCCAGACACUCGUCGGAUCCGGCCGCACCCGACGAGCUCCGUGGUCCUAUUAUUGCGGCGUACGUUGCCGUCUAUGUCGGCAUCGCCAUCUCCACGGGAUGGUACUGGCAUUGGGUUGACCGAAGCAUAUUCCAGACGCGCGGUGUGCUUAUAGGAGCCAUUUUCCAAAAGGCCCUAUUCCUCGAUGCAGACAAGGCCACCACCACCAAGGGGCGGAUAAUCACGCUCGUGAGCGGUGACGUCGAGAAGGCCAUUGCCGGACUGGAAUCGUGCCACGAGCUUUGGGCCAACGCUUUGCAGGCCGCCAUCGCUCUAUGGCUGCUGUAUCGCAACCUGGGGGUUGUGUUUGUGAUCCCGUUGGCGGUGGCCGCGGUAGCCGGAACAGCUUCCUUCGGCAUCUCGAGGUUGUCACGAACGCGCCAGGCGCUGUGCAUGGCGGCCAUGGAGUCUCGACUCGAUGCAACUGCAGGCGUGCUACAGAACCUCAGGGCGCUACGCAUGACCGGCUGCUUGGAGGUUAUCGCCGCGCGCGUACAAGAAUGGCGUGACAAGGAGCUGUUCUUGUUGAAACAGUACCGGUGGAUGACGAUUGCCGCAGUUAUUGUUUCGUUCGUACCGAUGAUAUUGACCCCGGCCAUUACUUUCACAGUGAUUUAUGUGUCCGACAAGGCUUCAUUGGCCAAUCUUUCACGCGUUUUCGAAACCCUUGGGCUCCUUUCCCUCUUAUCGGAGCCUCUUAUCUAUCUCUAUCAGCUUGCUCCGUAUCUUGCCUUCUCCUUUGUUUGUCUUGGUCGGAUCGAAGACUUCCUUUCAGACCCGGGUUCUCGCGCAAAAGAGGAUCCACCCCGCCCUGUCUCCACUCCUAAAGCGCCUCGCCAUCAACGACUCUACGUGCGGAAUGGGCGGUUUGGGUGGGGACCAGCCGACGGGACGUUUACUGUCCGUAUUGACAACGUAACGCUCCAUCCCAACCAAUUUCUCGCCGUCGUUGGGCCACCUGGGUCUGGGAAAUCAACGUUUCUUCUUGGCCUUCUUGGCGAAACUGCUGUAUGUGAGGCGGAAGAGAUGGUGGUGGAGAGGGGUAGCCUUGCGUUCUGCUCGCAGACACCCUGGCUCCCCAACCAAAUGAUCUGUGACAUCAUUGUUGGAUCUCACGACUUUGAUGCUGAGUGGUAUACAACUGUUCUGAAUACCUGCGGGCUCGAGGCCGUAUUGAACACCUUGCCAUCAAAUGACAUGACUGCAACCAACGCGGCUGGAGUUCACCUGAGUUUAAGUCAGAAAAAGUCAAUUGCUUUGGCGCGAGCUGUCUAUUCGCAAAAGCCUAUACUACUACUAGACGACCCCCUCGCAGGGCUAGAUCAACAGUCCCGAGCUCUGGUUUCCUCUGCGUUGCUGGGACGGGACGGGUUACUCUGUAAGCGAGGCUGCAUCGUCAUUGUCACUUGCGCCACCGAUCAACUUUCGCAGCGUGCGGACCGUGUCAUCCAUCUCGGGAACACAGAUGAGGAUCAACUGCAUCGGGGCGAAACGGCGCCUCCAACCGCGCAGCACUUAUCCCGGCCGGGCGAGACUAAAACGCACCAGCCCAUCCGCAUCGAACAGGAGACGAAUCCCCAAGAAUCAGAAGCGGAAGAGGAAGCUAAAACACACAUUGAGAUGCUCAAGAUUGGAGAGUGGGUUAUCGGAAAGUUCUAUUUCCGCGCUGCCGGUUUGCAAUAUCUGAUCCCGUUUUUAACGGCCGCAAUUGCGUUCACUCUUGGGCAUCGCUUCACUGGUAAGUUUAGCUCCACACAUGUCCCCCUGCCUUAUGUUUUCCUCCUUUUUAUUAUUGAUCCUAGCUUACAAAACUUAAAAGACGUUGUUCUCAAACAAUGGUCUGAAAGCGAGGCCAUCCGAGACCACGACGGUGGCGAGUCCAAGGUUCACUUGGCGGAGUACUGGGGCCUCAGUGCAUUGGCCCUCGUCGGCUUGGCUGUUUCCACCUGGGUUCUUCUGCAAAGAUGUGUUCCAGUAGCCGGAUCAUCACUCCAUCAUCAGUUGUUGACGGCACUAUGUAAAGCUCCUUUCGGGAUCCUGACUAGGACGAGUAGUAACUCGAUUAUCAAUCGAUUUACCCAGGACUUCACCAUCAUUGAUGGCGAAUUGACAAGACACCUCAGCAACAUGGUGCAAGAACUAGCAUCGAUGUUGGCGCAACUGGGCUUCGUCAUGGCGGCAAACUAUUACUUUGUGAUUGUUGUUCUGGCAACGAUGAUCCUUCUUUGGCUAAUACAAAUGGUCUACCUUCGCACAGCUCGUCAGCUUCGUCUUCUUGAGCUAUCAUCUAGAGCAUAUCUUUGCUUGCACGUGAUAGAGACUCUGGACGGCCUUGUAACCAUCCGCGCCUUUAGGGCCCGGGAGAAAGCUGAGGAGGUGGCCAGCGGUCUAAUCGAAGGGACCCAACGACCAAUGUACCUUUUCUUCUGCCUGAAGCGAUGGCUCGCCCUUGUCUUGGACCUCUGCGUUGCUGCCAUAGCGGUCAUCAUCGUGGCAACGGCGAUGGCAACACGUGGCAGUACCGGGAGCGGGUUCAUAGCGGUAGCGCUAAUCAACGUCAUGAGCCUCAGCGUCACGAUGCGGAGCUUCACUAUGGCCUGGACAGAGUUGGGAUCAGCCAUGGGAUCACUUGUUCGCAUUAAGCACGCCAGCGAAGCGAUGUGGGCGCCUGAGUCUCGCAGCGUCUCAGACACAUCGCGGCAGGCCAUCCACGAAGAGAAAGUGGAGCACAACGGUGCAGCUGUGGAGUUUCGCGGAGUCACGGCCUCAUACGUUCAGGGAGGACCUGCUGUGCUGAAGGACUUUUCUCUCAUGGCCCGUGAUGGUCAGACGGUUGGUAUUUGUGGUGCCAGCGGCAGUGGCAAGUCAACUGUUUUACUAGCCCUACUGGGUCUACUACACAUCGAGAAAGGCUCCGUGCUCGUGGGCGGUAAGGACAUCCGGACACUUGACGACUGUGAGCUCCAUGCGCGCAUAGGAGUUGUACCGCAGGAGCCGCUAUUUCUUCCGGGCAGAACGGUUCGAGAUCACGUGGAUCCCAUGCAUCAGGCGACCGAUGAACAGAUCAAGGACAAGUUGCGCCAGGUAGGUCUGUGGGAGGGCCAAUUAGAUGAAGAGGGGAUUGAUAGCGACCUGUCGUCAGACUUCUUGUCCCGGCAUCAAACAGUACUGCUAAGCGUAGCAAGAGUGUUGCUACAGUCACCCAAAAUUAUACUCUUGGAUGAAGUGGUGGGAAGCGUUGAUGAAAGCAUAGAUGGUUUAAUUGCUUCGCUGAAAGAGGGAUCUGAUGAUUUGGUCGUUGUAGAGACAUCUCGUGUAUGUGAAGAUGAAACAAAGUAUGACUGUAUAGUUCAUCUUUAG